Molecule: messenger RNA, 903 nt
Organism: Brassica rapa (field mustard)
Lineage: Eukaryota; Viridiplantae; Streptophyta; Magnoliopsida; Brassicales; Brassicaceae
Product: vesicle transport protein SFT2B
Biological process (GO): vesicle-mediated transport
Cellular component (GO): membrane
Source: RefSeq, a predicted model, not a curated record
UGCAGAGAGAUCCAACCAAACUUACAGUUGUGCUGUCACAUUUCGAGACGAAGAAGCACUAGAUCUAACACACCAGCUAGUCAAGAAGAGCUUAGACUACACAGAGAGAGAGAGGAUGGAUAAGAUGAAUCAGGCUUUAGAGAAGAUGAAGAUGUUGGUGGGUAUGGAGGUCGAAGACGAGGAACGAGCUGCCGAAGAAGAGAGCUCUCUCUCAUUCAUGGAAGAUCUUAAUCGCAAUUGCGCUUUGACUACCAAACAGAGAUUCUAUGGAUUUGCGAUUUGCUUGUCAGCUGGCUUGGCAUGUACACUUUUGUCAAUGCUUGUUUUCUUCAAUCCGAUCAAGUUUGGCUUCACAUUCACUCUGGGAAAUUUGAUGGCGCUUGGGAGCACAGCAUUCCUUAUAGGCCCACAGAGGCAGGUCACGAUGAUGCUUGACCCAGCUCGCAUCUACGCUACUGCUCUGUAUCUUGCCAGCAUUAUCAUUGCCUUGUUUUGCGCUCUCUAUGUUCGUAACAAGCUGCUGACGCUGCUUGCUAUCAUUCUUGAGUUCUCUGGUCUAAUAUGGUAUAGCUUGAGCUACAUCCCUUUUGCGAGGACCAUGGUCUCAAAGGUGUUCAUGACUUGUUUUGACACCGAGUUUUAAGCAGCCCUAUAUACACAGAGAAUUUUGGUCCCAAGAAACCACUGUGCUCUGUUUUAAUGACUAGUCAAUGUUCAAAGCUGGACUUGUUUGAUGCACGAAGAAGAACGCUAAAAGCUCUUAUUGUCAAUGUUCUAUGGCUUAUCUUUGGAUCUCGUUUUGGUUUAUACUUGCUUCUUAACAUGAUGUCUUCACAAUUCGUAGCACAGUUUUUUGUAUGUUUUGAUGUGGAAUAUAACGUAGAUUUGGGUGUGGUUCCUUUU